GUGAAAGUCCUGUUGACUUCCUGUUUAACUUUUUGGAGGAAUCGCAGGGCCCGUUCGGAGGUUUUGAUGUCGUAGACAAUCGUCCCAGAGCUGGUGUUAAUGGCAGCCUGAUGGUGACGGUGACCGGGAGUGAAUCUGCCACAGUGACAGAAGUCAUUCUGGUUGAAUCGUCUGGGUCGGGAGAGGUUAAUGGCAACGUGGAGGCUCAGGGUGGAGGAGACUUCUUGGCUCACUUUGACAGGAUACCAGCAGAGGAGUUUGUGGUGCUUGUGAAGGGGCAGAGCAACAAUGGUUCCUCCAGAAUGUCCUCAGCAAACUUUCAAAGGCAGUCCCCCACCAACAUCAGAGCGUCUGCUGUGGCUGUUACUUCUCCUGAUUCAGACAGCGUCUUAGUUCCAGGAACACCACUUUCAGUUCCCUUCACUGUGAUGACGAGUGGUGCAGGAGGGACCUUCAGCAUCCAAGCUACCAAUGACCAAAGUUUUCUCUCAACUUUCCCGUCCAGUUUAAUGCUGGAAACUAACGGCAGUGCUAACGGUACAGUGACCCUCACAGCACCUCUUAACACCGCGUCUGGUACCGUCGUCACCCUGACCAUUUCGGCCGAGGCCUCAGGAGGUGCAGACACCAACUACGUCGUGCAGCGUCUCACUGUUCUUGAAACG
Messenger RNA from Epinephelus moara (kelp grouper), 665 nucleotides. RefSeq lists its product as uncharacterized. The transcript is spliced from 3 exons. Lineage: Eukaryota; Metazoa; Chordata; Actinopteri; Perciformes; Serranidae. The annotation marks the transcript as partial. The record is from RefSeq and is a predicted model, not a curated record.